AUGGAUUUGGAUCUACUGGACCUGAACCCCAGAAUUAUCGCUGCAAUUAAGAAAGCCAGACUGAGGUCAGUGAAGGAGGUCCUGCACUUCUCUGGACCAGACCUGCAGAGAGUGACCGCCCUGUCCAGCCUCGAUGUCCAGCACGUGCUGAGAGCAGCCUCCUUACACCUGCGGGGAGGCAGCGUCCUCACAGCGCUGCACCUGCACCGGCAGAAGGAGAGGUUCCCCGAGCAGCACCAGCGCCUGAGCCUGGGCUGCCCGGUCCUGGACGGGCUCCUCCGCGGCGGCCUGCCCCUGGCGGGCAUCACCGAGCUGGCCGGCCGCAGCUCUGCCGGGAAGACCCAGCUGGCGCUGCAGCUCUGCCUGGCCGUGCAGUUCCCGCGGCGGCACGGAGGCCUGGAGGCUGGGGCCGUCUACAUCUGCACGGAGGACGCCUUCCCAGACAGGCGGCUGCAGCAGCUCAUCGCCGGGCAGCAGCAGCUGCGCGCGGACGUCCCCGGGGAGGUGGUCCGGAGGAUCAGAUUCGGCAGCCAGGUCUUCGUGGAGCACGCGGCUGACGUGGACACCUUGUUGGAGUGUGUGAGUGAGAAGGUCCCCAUCCUGCUGUCUCGGGGCAUGGCCCGCCUGGUGGUCAUCGAUUCGGUGGCAGCUCCAUUCCGCUGUGAAUUUGACGGCCAGGCCUCGGCCCCCAGGGCCAGGCGUCUGCAGUUGCUGGGGGCCACACUGCGCCGGCUGAGCUGCGCCUUCCAGAGCCCUGUGCUGUGCAUCAACCAGGUGACGGAGGUGGUGCAGGAGCCGGCUACUGUGCCCAGGCCACCGGGCUCCUGGGACGAGCGCGUCUGUCCAGCCCUCGGCAUCACUUGGGCCGACCAGCUCCUUGUGAGACUGAUGGCAGACCGGCUCCGGGACGAGGAGGCCACCCUUGGCCCGACUGGCCGGACCCUGCGAGUGCUCUUCGCCCCCCACCUGCCUUCCUCCUCGUGUUCCUACACGGUCAACGCAGAAGGGGUGCGAGGGACGCCUGGGACCGAGUGCCACUGACACGGUGGUGGCUACAGAACAGCCUGGCCAGGCCUGAGACUCCCCACCUGGCAGAGGCUGCCUGGGCCUGGCAUAGCCCCUAGCUCAGGCCCUCCUUCCCCACCCGGCACGGGCUGCUCUCCCCUCUGCCCGGCCUGCUGGGCCUCGGCGCUGGUUCCCACACGGCCUAGCCGGCCCUUGCGGAUGGCUGAUGCACUGGGGCCGGUAACCGGGGUGUCCACGGUGGCUCCCUGCUGCCCCGGUUCUGCUCUCCACAUUGACACCAACCAGGAGCCGGGUCGAAGCCUGUCCUGGGCCUGGGGCCCUGCCCGAAGCAGCCUCCCCUCCUCCAGGCAGGGUGGUCCUCAGUCUCCCUCCCAAAGCCCACCCUACUGCUCAGGCCACAGUGGGCUGCAGUCAGCUGGUUCCCCACGGGCAGACACCUCACCCCUAAGACCUGAGUUUAGUGCAUCAAGCCACCCUCAGGCUGCAAGUCCAGAAGGGGUGGGAGUGGGACGGACUGGACUUGUGCGUCACUCGCGCCACCGACACCACCGGCCCAAGGCGCACAGGCAGCCUCGGGGCUCUGCUGGGAAACUGCUGUGUGCAGAGAGGAUCUGAUUUGUAACCGAAGGCAGCGUCCUGCGUGUCCUCGGUGCCCCCAAGCCUGGCCCCAGGGUUCUGGAGGUCAGUGCAGCCCUGGCCUGGGGCAACAUCCACCCUGGCGCGGAUGCGGCAGGACGCCUGGCAGGGCCACUGCAGGCCCAGACCCACACUUGUGGCCAGGCCUUGUUCCAGCCAGAGAGCAGAGCCUCCCGGCAACAACAUCUGGCUGCGGACUCCGGAAUCUGACCAGAGACACAAGGCCCAGAGAUCACCGACGGGUGUGGCCUCUUAGGCAGGGCUGUGACCAUCUCAUGGAGUGCCUGGCAUGGAGUAGGCCUCUGAUAAAUAAACGGGCUAAGUGCGUGCAGUGGCAGCGCCUGACUCUCGCUGCUUGCGGGCAGUGCUCGGUAAUUUAUGCACACGGGCUUCAGUUCUCUUCACUGGGACUGAAGAAGGUACUGUUUCCGUGCCCCUGCUGUUAGGUGGGGAAACUGAGGCACAGGGCAGCCCAGUAGCUUGACUAUUCUCCUACAAGCCUGAGGCAGACGCUGGCCCCUAGGCUCAGCCUUCAGGGCACUCGCCGGCCAGGGCUGGGGUCGGCGCACUCCCGCGCCGCGCAGGUGGGUCCCGUCUGGGCCUGCGUCCAGGCGGGCAGCCCAUGUAACACCGUCAUCACAUUGUCAUGGCUCCCUACAGCCCCAGAAAUGUUAAUCCCUGGCAUAAAGAUAGCAAGAAGACAUUUUUGGGAUUGGAUUUUUAUAAAACAGCUUUUCUGCAAAUGUGCAGGGACUUUACACCAGAAAAUAAAACACUUUAUUUUUGUAAUUAAAUAUAAACAAUUCCAAAUGUUUUUCUAGGCAAGUUAUACCGACAAUUGGAAGAUAAAACUCCAGCUCCGAGACAGGUACAUUUCAUAGAAGACGUGCCUGUGAGCACAGCUGGCACCUGCCCUGGGUGAGGGGCCUCACCCUCCCAGCGGUGCCCCCACCACAGAGCCAGCAUGUCUGCAGGGGUCGGCCUCUAGGUCAUCCCAGGACCACGGGUCACCCGAGGAGGGCAGAGCAGAGGCCCACCUGGGGAGCCCUGGUCCCGCCCGGGGCCCUCAGGCCUCUCUAAGACCCUCCCUCGGGCCAUCUGCUGACCUCGGAGAGCUGCAGCCCUCGUAGCAUGACACACACCACCGCUGAAGUUCGUCCCCACAGAGUCGGGGAACUAACUGUCAGCAGGAGGUACAGACAUCUACGUGCCAGUCCUGAAACUGCUGGCCCAGCUGUGUACAGUGUUGCUAAUCCGGAAAGUCAGAGCCGGCUGCAGCCUUGCUUUGGUCAGUGCUGUUAGGUGCCACGUUACAGUUUUCAGGAAUCUGAGCAUAGGGCACACAUUGCUCAAAGUAAGUGCAAAUAUGAACUAACAGAUAUUAGUUUCACAUAUGUAACGUGCCUUCCAAGAAAACUCCACAAAGUUAUGACACUGGAAAACUCUGUUCUAGGAACUGUAAACAUAUAUCCUUAGCAACAUUUAAUAAAUUUUACUAUAAAUACUGAAUUUCUAAUAACAUAAUAUUCCUAGCAGCUUUCUAACCAAACAGUUAUUUUUAAUUCCAGAAAACCACUAUCUGAAUUCCUCCAAUGCUGUAAACACAAGACCAAGCACUGCCCUGGGCUGGCCUGUGCCUCAGAGACCCCGCGGGGCCUGGCGCCACGUCAGCUGCGCCGCUGGCCACAGCUCCCCAGGAUGUCCACCUGGACAGACUCCACUGGGCACAGUCGCUGGAGCCGGGACAGGACCCAGGACGGCAGGCACUGCUGCGCAGAGGCCACCUCGGCUCUCGCCCACCGCCUCUGCCGCUGGUCACGUGUACAUUUAUGUGACGGAAACCGCGAAGAAACAGGUGCUGGCUCUCGACUGGGGUCCCCUCAUCAGAAGGAAACAGGAGGGAUGGCCGGCCCGCACUUCUCUCCCAGGAUGUCCGAAUUCAGACCACCGGACUGGAAACGGCUUAGAACCCACUUCCUUUAUCAUGUCACCCAAGUUCAGAACCCAGAAACUGCAGCCUGCCACGCAGCUCUCCCCUCUGAAACCUGAGCUUUUCUUUUCGGCCUGGCUUCGUGGAGGCCACGGAGGCCGUCUGGCUUCUCUCACCCGGAACCUGCUUCUGUUCCCACAGCACCGCAAAGGCGACGCAAGCUGGGU
Propithecus coquereli (Coquerel's sifaka) is the source of this 3819-nucleotide messenger RNA. RefSeq names its product X-ray repair complementing defective repair in Chinese hamster cells 3 (gene XRCC3). Lineage: Eukaryota; Metazoa; Chordata; Mammalia; Primates; Indriidae. The coding region runs from base 1 to 1041 and encodes 346 amino acids. Gene Ontology annotation, cellular component: Rad51C-XRCC3 complex; replication fork. Gene Ontology annotation, biological process: double-strand break repair via synthesis-dependent strand annealing; t-circle formation; resolution of mitotic recombination intermediates. The record is from RefSeq and is a predicted model, not a curated record. The transcript has 7 exons. Gene Ontology annotation, molecular function: ATP binding; four-way junction DNA binding; ATP-dependent DNA damage sensor activity.